UAGUCAGUUCCAAUCAAUACUCGACUUGGACGCGAAAGACAUGGCGGGAAUUCAGAAUUCUGCUGGCGAAAUGGACAACAAAUUUCCUUGUAAAGACGAGUACAGAAAGUAUCGUUCGCCUCUGGUGGCCAGAUAUGCUUCCCCCGAGAUGGCUUUCAACUUUAGUGAUGUGAAGAAAUUCACGACAUGGCGGAAACUUUGGCUUUAUCUUGCGAAAGCUCAACAGACCAUUGGCCUUGACAUCAAAGAUGACCAGUUGAAGGAGAUGGAGGACAACGUGGGCAACAUUGACUUUGAAAUGGCAGCUGCCGAGGAGAGAAAGAGGAGGCACGAUGUCAUGGCCCACGUCUACACCUUUGCUCAGUGCUGCCCCCGUGCUGCCUCCAUCAUCCAUCUCGGAGCCACCUCGUGCUACGUCGGAGACAACACGGAUCUGAUUGUUAUCAGUGAUGCCUUCAACCUCCUACUGCCCCGUCUUGCUCGAUGCAUCCAGCGCCUUGCCAGCUUUGCCGAAGCUCAGAAGAACUUACCAACGUUGGGAUUCACACAUUAUCAACCAGCACAGCUGACCACAGUGGGCAAGCGGGCCUGCCUGUGGCUCUCAGAUCUCCUGAUGGACCUAAGGAAUCUGACCCGGGUCAGGGAUGACCUGCGCUUCCGUGGGGUCAAGGGCACGACGGGCACCCAGGCCAGCUUCCUGGCACUGUUUGACGGGGACGGGGAGAAGGUGGAUCGACUGGACAGGCUGGUGACAGAAAUGGCGGGAUUCCAGAGGUCCUACAUUGUAACCGGCCAGACGUACAGCAGGAAGGUGGACAUUGAUGUCUUGUCUGCACUGGCCGGCCUUGGCGCUACCAUUCACAAGGUUUGCACGGACCUACGGCUUCUGGCCAAUCUCAAGGAAGUGGAGGAGCCCUUUGAGACGGACCAGAUUGGCUCCAGCGCCAUGCCGUACAAGCGCAACCCGAUGCGCAGCGAGCGUUGCUGCUCGCUGGCACGCCAUCUCAUGACGCUGGUAGGGGACCCCUUGCAGACGCACGCCGUGCAGUGGUUCGAGCGGACGCUGGACGACAGCGCUAACAGUAUUGUUCUCCUCCCAGUUCACUUGCCCUGGUGCUCUUUUGAUGAACACAGUCGUGGCCCGACUCCUUGGCUGUUUGACGGUGAUGACAUCUCCCCAGGUGGUCAUGCUUUUCAUGUGUCCGGUAAUUUCGUCCGAGGUGAGUUUACGUAGAAACCGGGGUGCAGCUUGGAUGAAGGCUCGUGGAGUCAUAAUUGGUCCUUGGAAAAGGCAAAUGGCUCGCUUGAUUUCCUCUUGUGUCGGUUGGCGAAGUUCCGUGUCCAUCACAGAAUUGAGUGUUGAGGAAAUGAACUGUGGGGAAGCAAGCGUGAAGAAAUUUUGAUUCAUGUAGAACGUGCGUUGCCCGACACAAAUUUGUGUGUGUUUGUGAAGACGUCAAAGUAAAACCACCUAUUUCUGAAGGAGUGAAAAUGACGUACGAUGAACUGAAGCUGUUGGAACCGUUUUAUCAGACAUUUGGCAUUCCAGUAUUGGGAGAUGAGUAUCCACUCGCAAGCUAUGUGAGGGGGACAUCCAUUUCCAACUAGAAACAGAAAUAGUUUGAACGUAGAUGUAUCUGACAAAGGUUUUUGCCAGAAUAACUUGGCGAAUGUGCUGGGCCAGAGACGGAUUGGCCAAAAAACGUCGCCGUUGAUGAGACCAAAUAACUCCUUGCGUUUAGCAGUAAUAUCGGUUUGUGACAUAUGACUGAUGGCUUGUAAUACUUUGUGUAAAUCCGCGAAAUUCACAAAUUCGGAAAUGUCAGUAAAAGAAGCCAUGUUCACUGGUCAUUGUGUUCACGAUC
This is a messenger RNA of Patiria miniata (bat star), 1865 nucleotides long. RefSeq names its product adenylosuccinate lyase-like. NCBI's taxonomy places the organism in Eukaryota, Metazoa, Echinodermata, Asteroidea, Valvatida, Asterinidae. The record is from RefSeq and is a predicted model, not a curated record. Bases 41 to 1234 code for a protein of 397 amino acids. The transcript has 7 exons. Gene Ontology annotation, biological process: 'de novo' AMP biosynthetic process. Gene Ontology annotation, molecular function: (S)-2-(5-amino-1-(5-phospho-D-ribosyl)imidazole-4-carboxamido) succinate lyase (fumarate-forming) activity; N6-(1,2-dicarboxyethyl)AMP AMP-lyase (fumarate-forming) activity. Gene Ontology annotation, cellular component: cytosol.